Molecule: messenger RNA, 7599 nt
Organism: Anolis sagrei ordinatus
Lineage: Eukaryota; Metazoa; Chordata; Lepidosauria; Squamata; Anolidae
Gene: KCNH8
Product: potassium voltage-gated channel subfamily H member 8
Biological process (GO): regulation of membrane potential; potassium ion transmembrane transport
Cellular component (GO): plasma membrane
Molecular function (GO): voltage-gated potassium channel activity
Source: RefSeq, a predicted model, not a curated record
UGGCGCGCGCUCUCGGCGCAAAAAUGCACAGAAGCAGCCGAAGGGCUCGCGACGGCAGUGUUUGCAAGCCGGGCGUUUUCUCAGGCUUGCUUUGCAAAGCUCGGCAGCCAAAGUAGCACGAGCCCGCCUUGCCCCCGAAGUCUCCGCCGCUCCUCCCCCUCCUCCUUCACCACCUCCGAGACACCGAGGCGCUUGGACUUUCUUCCCCAUCCUUCUCCUCCCCAGGCAAACUUUGAUGGAGAAUUUCACCCAGCGCUGGCAAAAUGCCUGUCAUGAAAGGAUUACUGGCACCGCAGAACACCUUCCUCGACACCAUAGCGACUCGGUUUGACGGCACACAUAGUAACUUCAUCCUUGCAAAUGCUCAGGUGGCUAAGGGAUUUCCCAUAGUUUACUGUUCCGAUGGCUUCUGUGAGCUUUCCGGAUUUGCACGAACAGAAGUCAUGCAGAAGAGCUGCAGCUGUAAAUUUUUAUAUGGUGCUGAAACAAAUGAGCAGAUGAUUCUCCAAAUUGAAAAGUCACUGGAAGAAAAGAUAGAAUUCAAAGGAGAGAUAAUGUUUUAUAAAAAGAAUGGGUCUUCAUUUUGGUGCUUGUUGGACAUUGUCCCUAUCAAGAAUGAAAAAGGUGAUGUGGUUCUGUUUCUGUCCUCUUUCAAAGACAUAACUGAUACAAAAGUGAAGAUUCCUCUGGAUGACAAAAAGGAAGAAAAAUUCAAAGGACGAGGUAGAGCAGGAUCACAUUUUGAUUCAGCACGCAGACGGAGCAGAGCUGUCCUUUAUCAUAUCUCUGGACAUCUACAAAGAAGAGAAAAGAACAAAUUAAAAAUUAAUAAUAAUGUUUUUGUAGAUAAACCAGCAUUUCCAGAAUAUAAAGUUUCAGAUGCAAAAAAGUCCAAAUUCAUACUUUUGCAUUUUAGCACUUUUAAAGCUGGCUGGGACUGGCUUAUUUUACUGGCAACGUUUUAUGUUGCUGUGACUGUACCUUACAAUGUUUGCUUUAUUGGCAAUGAUGAUCUAUCUACAACUCGAAGCACAACUGUCAGUGACAUUGCAGUGGAAAUUCUUUUUAUCAUAGAUAUUAUUUUAAAUUUCCGAACAACAUAUGUCAGCAAGUCUGGCCAAGUAAUAUUUGAAGCAAGAUCUAUUUGUAUCCACUAUGUGACCACAUGGUUUAUCAUUGAUUUAAUUGCUGCACUUCCUUUUGAUCUUCUUUAUGCUUUUAAUGUCAAUGUGGUGUCCAUUGUCCAUCUUCUCAAAACAGUACGAUUGCUGCGUCUUUUACGUCUCCUUCAAAAGUUGGAUCGUUAUUCCCAGCAUAGCACUAUUGUUCUGACACUUCUUAUGUCUAUGUUUGCACUGCUAGCUCAUUGGAUGGCUUGCAUUUGGUAUGUCAUUGGAAGGAAGGAAAUGGAAAAAAAACCAUUCACAUGGGACAUAGGUUGGCUUCAUGAAUUGGGAAAACGCUUGGAGUCUCCAUACCAAGGCAAUAACACAUUUGGAGGCCCAUCACUCAGAAGUGCCUAUAUUGCUGCCCUGUAUUUCACACUCAGCAGCCUCACCAGUGUUGGAUUUGGCAAUGUGUCGGCCAAUACCGAUGCUGAAAAGAUUUUCUCUAUUUGCACAAUGCUGAUUGGGGCCUUGAUGCAUGCCUUGGUGUUUGGUAAUGUAACUGCUAUAAUUCAACGGAUGUACUCCAGAUGGUCCCUUUAUCACACAAGAACCAAGGAUUUGAAGGACUUUAUAAGGGUCCAUCAUCUCCCACAGCAGUUAAAGCAAAGGAUGCUUGAAUAUUUCCAAACUACAUGGUCAGUAAACAAUGGAAUAGAUUCCAAUGAGCUUUUAAAGGACUUUCCAGAUGAGCUGCGCUCAGACAUCACCAUGCACUUGAACAAGGAGAUUCUGCAGCUGUCCCUUUUUGAGUGUGCCAGCCGCGGUUGCCUCAGGUCUCUUUCUCUGCAUAUCAAAACCUCUUUUUGUGCUCCUGGGGAGUACCUCCUCCGGCAGGGAGAUGCCUUGCAGGCAGUCUAUUUUGUGUGCUCAGGUUCAAUGGAAGUUCUUAAAGACAGCAUGGUGCUGGCAAUCCUAGUUUUCUUUUAUUUAUAUUUUCCAUUAGGUAAAGGGGAUUUAAUUGGAGCAAACCUUUCAAUUAAGGACCAAGUGAUUAAAACGAAUGCUGAUGUGAAAGCUCUAACCUACUGUGACCUCCAAUGUAUUAUUCUCAAAGGACUCUUUGAAGUGUUAGACCUUUACCCAGAAUAUGCUCACAAGUUUGUGGAAGAAAUUCAACAUGAUCUCACAUACAACCUUCGAGAAGGCCAUGAAAGUGAUGUAAUCACAAGAUUAUCAAACAAGUCUGGAAUCUGUCAGGCAGACUCCAAAGGAAAUGGGAGCAUAAACAAGAGACUUCCAUCCAUUGUGGAGGAUGAGGAAGAAGAGGAAGAGGUGACAGAAGAAGAGGCAGCUACUCUUUCUCCAGUCCACACAAGAAGCACAACCUCCACCCAACAGAAAAAGUCAGGAAGCAAUAAAAGCUAUCUUGGGAUAAACUUGAAACAGUUGGCCUCAGGAACUGUGCCCUUCCACUCUCCUAUCCGAGUUUGCAGUACAAACUCCUCUAGAACCAAACAUGAAACAGAACUACAUUAUUACUCCAAAAGGAGAGAAAAGAACCUGAAGUUACACCUUUCAUCACUAAACAGUGUUGGCCCUCCAGAUCUCAGCCCAAGGAUUGUUGAUGGCACAGAGGAUGGUAACAAUAAUGAAGAGAACCAGACGUUUGACUUUGGCUCCGAACAACUCAGGCAGGAUUCCAGAGCAUCUCCUCCCACCAGGGAGAAUGAAAUUGGUUCUGCUGUGCUGGUUAUCAAAGCAGAAGAAACAAAACAACAGAUCAACAGACUGAACAACGAGGUAACUACUUUGACUCAAGAGGUCUCCCAGUUAACUAAGGACAUGAAGAAUGUGAUGCAUCUCCUGGAAAGUCUCUUGGUGUCACAGAAGUCCCCGGAGUUCUGUGCGGUGCAUGGUCCAGCCAUGAGUACCAGCAUGGACAACUUACAGACCAGAAUGACUUGGACUAAACAUCAACCAUGCCUGCAUAGUCAGGUUCCAAAUGUUACUUGCACCAAAACACAACUCUGUCAUUCCAAUACAAUAGCUGGUUUCUGGAGUAUGGAUCCAACCUCAGUAGGUAGCAGUCCACAAAGAACUGAGCCACACAUUCAGACCUCUACAGAUGGGGAAUUUUAUUACACUUCAGGCCUUGAAUAUUCCCCGUCCCACUACCACGUAAUUCAAAAAGAUCAUUUACAGUUAGUGAGUUGCACCUCUCCACCUUCAGACACCACUUUGACUCCUCUCCAGUCUAUUUCAGCCACUCUGUCGUCCUCCAUGUGUUCAUCGUCAGAGACAUCCUUACACCUUGUGCUGCCUAGUCGAUCCGAAGAAGGCAGCUUUAGUCAGGGCGCGGUCAGUUCGCUAAGUCUUGAGAACCUGCCGGGGUCUUGGGACCUGGAAGGAACAACAGGAACAGCAGCUGCACAGACCACCGAAGAUUUGCCUCCAGAUUUUAAGACAAGCUCCGUGGAUGUUCAAGAUAGUAAAGCCAUAAAUGUAUAAUGAAACUAAUGAAGCAUUACUUUAAGCAUGCUCCACAACUGCCAGCUGUACGCUUAUCCAGUACUGCAUGACAUUUUUGCCUUUUCUUGAAUGCCCAUGGAAAUUAGCAAACCUGAAAAUUCACCUUGUUGGGAGAGCAGCAGAAAGAUAAAGGUUUACCUAAUUUGCAUGAAGAGAAACAGGUUUCCAGGUUUUAAGAAGCACACUGAAAAGCCUUUUGUACUCAAAUGUAAAUCAACUGGACUGCUCAACAGACUUUUAUGAUGCCCUGCCACUCCUGAGAGCCAAAGUAUCUGGUCAAAGAGGACUGAGGAGCUUCUUUGUGUGAAGCAGAGGGUUUUCCCUCCCUUAGUGCUUGAUUGUUGCUUCCAGACAAUAUCUAUGGUACUGUCUGCUUCAGGGGAUAUAGGCUCCUGCUGGUAUUUAUGGCAAUGCUGUAAAAGCAAAGGGACAAUUACCACUGCAUGUCAUCUCCUUGACAAUCAACCAAAUAGAGCUGGUAGCGAGUGGUUAAUUGUUGCACGUUCUUUGUUAUGUAAAUCAGAGUACUUUAUCAAAAACACUAUUUUUCUAUACUUGCUAAGAAGUAUGUAUUUACAAUAUUUAUAAGGAGGCUGCUAAGGAUUUUGUUUUUUGUUCUUUUUGUUUUCUCCUCCCUCCUUCUCCUCAUCCUCCUCCAUCCUUUUAUUCCUUCCCUUUGUCUACUCCUCCCCCUCCUCCUUUUUGGAAAAGUGCUUGUUUCCAAAAUUAAUACACGACUGUGUCCAAACUAUUAUGUAUUAGAUCAAGCAACCCUUAAUUUUAAAUUAUUCCCUUUUAUCUGCAUGCCAUUUGCAAUGAAUUUAUCCUUGCCAUUAAAAUAUAAAUGAAGGCUAAAGUACUAUUUUGUUAACAAAAGACUAAAAAGCCCAGAUGACAUAUAUAAUGUUAAGUCAUAAUUGUAUAAGUACCCCACAAACUGUAUUGCCUUAAUAGUGAUCUCCAAUGUCCUUACUUAUAUUUUGCACAAUGUCAGCACUUUUUACAUUCUCUAUUUAUUUUUCCUUUUCCUUUCCUUUUUAAAGCUUGAUAACCAUUUGACUAUAAACCCUAAAUCUCAGGGGUAACUUUUAACAAGAAAAAAAAAUAAUUGGGGAAUUGUAAAUCAGGAAUAAUUAAUUAAAACAUAUUUCUGAAAUAAGUUUCAAAGCUAGUAUUUAAGAUCGUUUUUACCAGCAAAAGAAUCUAUAGUCAUUAAAUAACUAGGAGAUAUUUAUCAAUUGCCUUGCACUUUUGUACAUAAAGGUAACAUUAGGAAUAAUAUAAUGGACAAGUAAAUUUACCCAAAUAAGUAUGCUUUUGAAAUUUAUAAUAUGAUAACAUUGAACGGUUGGCUCCCAGAAUGUGCAGAACCUCUGAGUUACACAGAAAAAAUUCAACAUCAUAGAUAUUCAAAUGUGCAUUUCAAAUAUACAAAAUCUGUUAUCAUGACACUGAAUAGGUAUUAAAACAUUAUUGGUUAAUAAUACUUCUCCACUUUUUUAUUUAGAGAAACAACAGUAUAAAAUUAUUUGAAACAACAAUGAGCCAAUAAACUGUUUCAAGUUCUAAAAAUCAUGGAUAUGUGACCUUAAUAUAGAAAAAAGGAAGCGAAUUUGCAAGGCCAAAGUUAAAGUCAUUUUAUAUUUAGCAGGCUUCAUACUUUACAUAUAACCAGCUUUCUUAAAAUAAAUGAAAUCUCUAUUUUAAUUUCCAAUUGUGUGGCAUAUAGUGUAAUCCUUCCUAGGUUUUCUCAGAUGUAAGUAAAUUUCCUCUGUCAUAAGUCUCUGGUAUUUACUAUUUUGCUAUAAUUUUGCAGUAAUUUUUAUGCCCUUAAAGAAGUUCAAAAUUAAAUAUAGAAAUCAGUUAUCAAGUUAUACAUGAGAAUGAUAAAUUCUCACUGGCAAUAAUAAAUCAUAGACUCAUGGAGUUGGAAGGGACCUCAUGGGCCAUCCAGUCCAACCCCCUGCCAUAAUAAUUUGGACAUUUUUCUCGUUAUGAUAAAAUAGUUGCAAACUGUGUAUUUGCCAUUCAGGAACUAUUCUGUCAAAAUAAUGCUCUUUAACUCAGAAAAGGCCCUUUUCUGUGCAGAAAAUAGGUUUCUGUUAACAAGUAGAAAUAUUUUCUGCACAAGAAUUGCUAUUUCCUAUGUAGAAAAUAUCAAUCCUUUAUAACAACUUAUUAAAAUAGCAACUUAUUUUCCACCAAAAUGUUUAUUUGUUUAUAUUUUUGCACAAAAAUGCUGCUUUCUAUUUACAAAAACUUGUUUUCUGUGCAGAAAUUGCUGUAUUCUUAUAUUUAAAAACAUGCUUUUAUUUACACAGAAUAAGUCCUGACUAGCAAAAAUUCUUCCCCAUCCAGUAUUCUCCUUAUGAAGGUUUACUGACACUUAAUAAAUCUGUUUUUCAAUCAUGUUUGUGUAUUUCUCAAACUUUUCUUUCCACCCCUACUUCAUUGCCUUGCUUAUAAUCAGAGAUUUACAAUUGAAAUAUUUGUAUAUAAGUAAGGGGGUUGCUUUCAUAGAAAGUAAUCUUUGAAAGACACUAUUUUAUUAAUUCUGUAUGACUUCAUGGAAUGCUCCUUAUUUUUUCUUCACCGUGAUGACCACUGAACUGAAACAGAUAUUUUAAUUUUAUAAGCAUUUCAUUUUUUAUUUAUGAACAUAAUUCUUUUACUUUACAGUUUGUUAUACUGUGUUAUGUUCCUGGGUUCGUCCAAUCUCUAUGGUAACUUUUUACUUGCCCACCUGGGAACACACAUGCCUACUGAUCGAUUGGCAAGUCAUAAAGGUAUCUUUCAGACAUAAAAAAGCACAGUCCUCGUGCUGCAUCCAUCACCUCAUGGAUCAAAGAAAAUAAACAAUUAACAAUACAGGUUGAGCCCCCCUUGUCCAAAAAUCCAAAAACCUCCAAAGAAAUGAAACUUUUUGCCAUCAGCCGUCUGCUUCAACUUCAGGGCAGUGGAGGUAGUGUUCCUGCUUGUUCAUCUUUCAGGUCCUCAUUCUCUCUCCAACCUCAUAUUAUAUUAAACAUGAGGCUGGAGAGAGACUGAGAUACUAAAGCAAGACUUAAAAUGGUGGGAGGCAUUGAUUCUUCAAAGUCCAUCUCUGUCCCUUGCCCCCCCCCCCCACACACACACACACUUUUUCCCUUUUUCCUUCCUAAGCCUUUUCUUUUGAGGGGGACUGUGGGGGGUGGCACAAUAGGAGGUGAAGUGCUCCCUCCUUUUCAUGUCUUCAUUCUAUCCCAUUAUUUUCUUCUAUUUCUUUCCUCUUGUUCCUCAGGAGGUGAGGGAUAGUGAAGCCUCUUUUUUCUUCCCCUUGGGGUAGGAUUGGAGAAGAUUGGUCCACGUUUCUAGUUUUUUUCUCUUUAUUGUUGUUUUUUCAUUGUUUUUCUUCUCUCUCUUUUCCAUUCCUUUUCUCUCCCCCAUCUUCAUCCUAUAUCUCCUUUAACUCUCCCUCUGCUUCCUCUUCAUGGCUGGCUGCCACAAUACUGGCCAUAUGCUCCUCCUUAUAGCCGCCCCUCAUAACAGUCCCUCCACCUUCACAUUGAUAUCACAAGUAGCAAACAAAUGAGAUUUGAACUUGACACAAAGAUCUGUGACAUGACAGAAGGCAUUCCAAAAUCGGGGGGGGGGGGGUCCAGAAUAACAAAGCAUUUUUCAUCCCAAACAUUUUGGAUAAGAGCCACUCAACCUGUAUUAGAUACCAAAAUUUACAAAGUAUUAAUAAUUAUUCAGAAAUGUUUUCUACAUGGGUGAAAAAAUGUUUAACUUUGCAGCUUAUAAGCACACAACAGUUGGGAGUAGGGGUGUUCUGAUAGCUGGCCAUUUUAUUUCCCAUGAUAACGAAAUUAUAUUUAUUGAUUAUAUUUUGCCUGAUCCAAUAUUGUAUAUUUGGUUCAAAAUUAAAAAAACGGACAAUGCAAAUUACAUCAUGGAGCAAAUAAAGCUCGACUAACCCAUC